CUGUAAACAUCAAGAUGGCAGGAGUUGAGGAAGUAGCAUAUCAUGGAACCUGGAAGGUAUAUUUUGCUAAUUCACUUUGUUCUAUCAAGUAUUAAAAAUAAUGUAUAUAGCUCACUAUUUUCAGAUUACAUGUUCACUCUCUAAUUUCAGAUUUGUAAGUUGAUGUAUCUUAAAUAUAGAAUCCUAUCUACAACGGCUUUAGUGCCUUUAAUUAGGCAUUACAUUAGGCAUUAGGCAUUAGGCCAGUUAGUUGAAAAAAUUUAGGACUUAAAACAAUUGUAGUAUCUUUAGGGCAUUUAAUUAUUUUUUCAAUGCUGAAAUCUUAAUAGCAUUUUAAAUUAAUAGUAUAUGUAUAAUACUGAGCGCACCUAUUGAGCUUUUGGCUUUGGUAAUCCACCACUUCAGCGUUGGCGUCGACUAAAGAUCUUGUUAUCAUCUGUUACUGUUAUUGUUAUGUUUUGAAAAGUGGAAUGCUAUUUAAACUGUUAUUAUCUUUUUGAUGUCAGUGAAUCAUACAGCUGAGAUGUGAAUGGGUUUACGGUGGCAUAGAAAGACUAGGCGCGGUUUUCUCAUGGAAGUGCUAGACCCAUGUGUCAUGGGCGCCCGCAGAAAACUUUCCGGGGGGGGGCAAAAAAAUCGAUUAACUUUCCAGGGGGGGGCAACAAAUUUUUAGUAAUGUUUUAAUAUAGUUUUAAUUUACUGUAGCGUAUUUGUAUGGUGAACGAACGGACAGGACAUCAGCUUAGUUACUUUCUCUUUAUUUUCUCUUUACUUUACUUUUAUCCAAUCAAUCCAGGGGGAGGGGCAAGUGCCCCACCUUGCCACUACCUGCGGGCGCCCAUGCCAUGUGUGAUCACAUUACAGGAGUGCAUACAUUAUAAAUAGAGUCUAAUAAUGAGAGAAAUUACAGGCUCAUGUAUUGUAUUGGAUGAUUGGGCGGCUUAUGCAAAAAUAAACCAGGUCAUACACGGAAUCUACGAACACUCCAUUGAGGUCCAUCAAAAAAAUUUUGUUAAUCCAAAUGACCCGGGUGUCCACAAAGAAUUUGAAAAUAUGUGGAUACGCGCAAAAUGUAAACUGAAAAUUCAGUUUGGUACAAGCUGUGAUCUAUUCCCUUCUUAUAUGUUCCGCAAUAAUUUUUGGGGAGAUGAUUUAAACUCAAAGUCUGUUUCCUUUUCAUACAUUAAAUUGAAAUUUUCUAUUUAAAAAAUGAUUCAAUAAAAUUGUUUUUUUUUAAAUUUCUAUUUUUAAAUUUAAAAAUUUUUUAAAAUGAAUAUGUACAAUGACAAUGUCAUAAAAAACAUUUCCAUUGUUGUAAUUAGAAAAAUAAUUUUAUCUUAUCUUUAAAAUAAUAACCGUUUAAAUAGCACUUCAAACCAGAAUAACAUGAAUUUUUUAAUAACCGAUGCUUCAGUGGUAAAUUACCAAACUUUCUUACUUAGGAACCAGCCAAAAAUGAUGUCACACUAGUUUGGACCAUUUUUUACCUCCACUCCUCCCCUCUUUCAUCAUUCAAUCACUGUAUUCAGACAGGAAAAAUCAUCAAAAAAGUAAUAAAAUUAGACACCCUCAUCACAAACAUGCAAUGUCGUCUACAAUAGAAUUUCCCAAACUUUAAAGUUUGGCAGACCAGUGGACAUGUUUUGAAAUUGCAUCAAGGACCAGUGCCAGGCUUAUUAAUUACAUUUUCUUUUUAUAGAACCUUAAAUAUUCAUGUUGUGCGGACCGACACCAUAACGCUUGCUAGUCGGCGGAUGACCAUUUGAGAAUUCAUACAUUAGUACCAUUAAAAAUGUCAAAUUUUUAUACCCCCUCCUAACUGUCAGGGCCUUGCACCCAUACCCUCCACCAACCUCAAGAGGGUGCCAAAAUCUUCAUUUUUCAUGCAAAGUAUGCUUAUUACAUACUUCUUUUGGAUGACAUAGCUUUAUGCCUAAUUAUGUCACAAGUUACAUCACACAGUGUGUGGAUGAAAACAUAUUGGCAUCAUGAGGUUUUAUAAGAAAAGCCUAUUUGACUAAUGACAAGACUUGUCAAAAUGACAGGAAAUAAAGAGACCUGGAUGCGUAGAUGACAGGCAGUGUUUUUUUUUUUGGUUGGUUUUUUUGUUUGCUGUUUCACUUUGCUCUUUAUGCCUUCCACAUUAUUAUUAUUAUUAUUAUACAUGGUUUUAUAUAGCGUAGUACCCCAGCCUAAGGCUAGGCUCAGUACGCUGUACAUACAACUUAACAAACAUAAUAAAAAAACUUUAAAAAUUAAUUGACAUACAUUAAUGAAAUAAAACAAAACAAAUGUAUAUUUAAAACUAUUUACCUAUCAAGUCAUGGAUGACACUCAAUACCAUCGUUUUUGGGUCAGAGGUGGAAUCAGUCAGGAUAGUAGAGUUGUCAGAAUUUUCAUUGUGUCAAUGUCAUGCUGCCUACGGGACCCAUCUUGGUUACUUUCAGAGUUUACCUUCUCUAAAAUGAGUUGACAUCCAAGGUCAAUGAGACCCAUCCAUGGUUUUAUUAUGAUACACUCUAGCUUACUGCUCCCUGUCAUCUAUUUUUUAAUAAACUAAAUGUCCACUCUCAUCUAACCAAAAAUUCUCAACAUCAAACAUCAGAUAAAACAUGUCCAUUGUGUUAGGCUCAUAACAUUAAGUAUUAUUUAAGCUUAUAUCAAACAAACAUACUGAUAAGUAUCAUCAUUUCUCACCCUGAUAAAUUAUUAUAGAAAAGUGGUUUUCAGAUAUAGUCUUGUUGACCAGACUAGAGUCAUGACACAGUGUUCAGAAGGAAGUUUCAAUUUUAUAAUUCAAAAGAAAUAAUAUUUGUUAUAUAACAGAAUACAUAAAAUUAUAUGUUAAGACUUUUCAUAAAUUGAAAUAUUAUGUUGAAAUCUUCACUGAGACCCUAGUUGCAGUUAUUACUAUUUGUUCAUCUUUGUUAGGAAAUAGUUUGUUCAUAAGUAAGCAGUAGUAAACACAUAGCUUGCAAAGUGGUUCAUGAGUAAAACAAUUUUUUGUAUCCUCGUCCGGUUUCUCACUCAAAAUGCUUUAUCAAGAGAGUAUGUUCACAGGAAAGUGAUACUGGUGAAAGUGUGAGUCCCCAUUGUCCAGGUUGAGUUUAGGUUGAAAUAAAGCCUAAGCCACUUUGUAAUUUAGAGUUUUGGUUGUUUUAUGUCUUUUCUGGCCUCCUCUGAGAUGGAGUAUAAAUCUGAAAUUUUUCAGGGCCUUUUCGUGAUACAGCUUACAUUUUUUAAUGAUUUAUCUCUUUCAUACUGUGUAUUUUUAAUUCAUAUUUAAAAUAGCAUACCCGACAGAGUUCCGGCAAAGUGGCUUAACCAUAAUCUUUAUUUUGUUGACAGAUAAUUGAAUGUGUCUCUGUGGCAGGUGUAGUAGAGAUUACAGGAAUUGAAGGGUAAGCAGCAUAAAAAACACAUGUUGAGAUAUCCUUCAACUUAAACAUUUAGGCCAAAUUAAUGAAAAUAAAGAUGAGAUUUGCACACUAAAUUUGUAAAAAAAAUCUGGAAAAUAUCAUGUCUUUUUUUAAAAAAAAUAUACUGAUUGCCGUGUUAACUCUAUGGCAACUGGAUAUUGAAUUAGCCAACUUUUUUAUUACAGCAAGUCUUAUUUUUUAACAUUACGAAGCUGAUUUACAUAUUUUUUUGUUUAUCUAUUAUAUUUUUAAAAAAAAAUUAGAGCUCAUGAGUAAAUGCAUUGGAUUUGGACAAUGAAACUCAAAGAAAUUAUUUUCAAUUUCAAGGAUGUGUGUUACCAGUAUUUGCAAAAGGUUGCAAGCGAAGAGUGAUUAAAAUGUUGGUUUUUUUUAUCAAUCAGAUAUUGUUCUUUUAAAGAAAUAGUAAAAGCAGUUGAUAUUAAAAUGUUUUUCAAAUUUUAAAAAUAUUUUUUAUAUUGACUUCAGGGAUUUAUUUUUUUAACGUAUUUUUCAGAACUGAGUUUAUUUUAGAUGAAAAUGGAGAUGUUUCCUGGCAAGUUUCCGAUGAAGCAGAACCACUGCCAUUUUUCAAUUGUGAAACUUAUGAGGUAAACUUGUUUAGUUUUGACAUCCACAAUCCUGCACAGACAAAAAGAAAAUUAUUGCUUGAAAUGGACCAUUAUUUUAAAUAUUCUUAUGUAAAUAUUGUACAUUUUCAGGUUUGUCCAUCAAUCGGGAGUGACCCUGCAUUGUUGAAGUUUAUAGGAACAUAUGCUGGAUAUGUGGUAGAGUUUAAGGUGAUUAAUAAUUAAAUAUAUCUGUUAGCUUAAUCAGUAGGGCAAAAUAGUCAAAAAGUUUACUAGCAUAAAUAUUACUAAAUACACUUUUAAAAUUUUGAUAAUUAUAAUACUUUUUAUAUUAUAACUCAAAAGUUUUUCUUUUACAACUGAGUCUCCAAAGGUAUUUUCAAAUCGGGUAUCCCAGAAAUGAUUAUUUUUAUAUUCAAAGAUGCAUAGUAUCUGUGCAAAUGAAGCUUUAUUUAUGAUGGGACAAAAUAAUUUUUUUUGGUUAAAUGCCUGCAUAUAACAUUUAACAUAUACUAAACAAACUGAAUAACAAGAAGUGUUCAGUGCUAGGAAAUAAAGCCAGCAUUUCAUGUUAUGUUAUUAAAAACGUUAAAUAUCAAUCAGAAUCUUAUCUACCAAUGUAAAUAUAAUGUAAACAUAAUGAUGCAUUCUCCUGAAAUCACUUUUACAAUGCUGUUCAAAAUGAUUUUUAUUCUAGAAUAGAAAUGACUUAUAUUUUUAUCAUAGUUUUAAUUCAGGAACAUGUCUUUUUCAGGUAGACAUCUCUGACGAUCUCAUGUUGUUAACUUAUGAAAAAUGCUGCAUGUUGCAGUGUCAAAAGGUAUGUCUAUGGUCAUUUAGUCAAUUAAAAAUAAAUUAAUUGCAUCCUUAAAAUAGUUAGUGUUUAGAUGACGUAUGAAUUUCUCAGAUCAUGUUGAAACAUUUUCACAGUAUGCAUAUUAUGUAAUAAUAUAAACUAAAAUCGUAAUAAUUAUUUAAAAAAUGAACCUAUGAGUGUAACAGUAUUAAAAAAUUUUGGGUGGUUGUUUUCUAAUACAGGAAAUAAAUUAUUUCACUUACAUUACAUUGACACAUUCGUAUAAUUUAUUUUGUUUAUUGACAGGUUUCCCCUGGCCCGCGCAGAGAGGACACACCUUAUUCAUUUCUAAGUGCUUUAGAGCAAGGCUAUUUUUCUGAUAUUUCCUUGAAAGCAGACUCUGGCAAAGAGGUUUAAACGUCACUUUCAAUCUUUAUUAUCUUAAUGCUCAAUUGUUGAAAAUUAUUUACAUAAAUUCUUUCCAUUUCAAAAUAUUGUUCAAAUUUUCUUACUAAAACAACUUUUUUUUCUUACUUAAAUUAUUUGGGAAAAUAGUUUAAUUGUCAAUAACUGUAAAGUUUCGUAAUUCCAAUAACAGUUUAAAGUUCACUCAACCAUCUUGAAUCUAAGUGCCCCUGAGUUAGACUGGACAGCGAGUAUUACUCCCCUAACCGGUCUGCCAGAAGAUGUUCUGGGAGUCACCCUCCACUAUCUUUAUGCGGAAUGCCUGCCCCGCGGGCUGUCUGAGAAAACAGCUCAGAGGUGCGUCAAGAUGGUGGGGAAGAUGCCUGGAUUUGCCAAGUUUGGGCAGCUGUGUGAAACAUUCUUAAAGAACACAGCUCUCACAGAACGUAAGUUUGAGAUCUGCUGUACAUGUUUAAAAUUUGAACAAACAUUUUGUGUAAAUAAAAUAGUGCAGGUUCGGCUAUUCAAUUUAUACUUAUAAUGAAUGUUUUUUGUGUUUUUCGUUGUACUUAUGAAGGCAUUUUCCAAAACAUUUACAUUUUUCUUCUGUUCAAUCAUUAUUAAAGCGAACCUGUAUUUCCACAAAUUUUUGUGACCGAUUAAUCUACUUGAAAGCUUUAUCACAGUUCAACACCCAUAUAAUUUUUAAGGUGUGACCUAAACAAAAAAUCUAUACUUACUUUUGGUGGUAAAUGACAUAUAUGGGAACCUAAGCCUGAAUUAAUUUAUUUGUUUUGUUCCUGAUCCUCGUUUCCCCCCAAUAACUUGUCACUUUUUUCCCCCCAAAAUUAGAGAUGAAAACCCUUGUGUCUGAUAUUCAUACAUGUGCUGACCGCAUAAAUGACUUGUUUGGUGGACCUGUCAGCGAGGAUGGCCGUGAGGCUGUGACAUUAGAAGGGACCAUGUGGUCCAACCCUGCCAAGCUGUGUUACACUGUGAGACAGGCGCUCAGAGAGGAAGCUAUCGGUCAGUUGCCAUAUGUUGGUGUUCAUAUUUAUUAUGUUAGGACCUCUGCAGUUAUCUUUCUUGUCAUCUUCCAGUGGACAAGGUUCACAGGGAGAUUCUUGAUUCUUUUACUCGGGCAAUCUUUCAUUUGAUACACAUGUAAAAAUAUUUAUACAUUGAACAUUUCACUUCCUCACAUUAGAGUAUAUAAUUUGUUUUAUUCUUUCUUUAAUAAAAAGUUAAUGACCUUCAUUAUUUAAGAUAAAAUUGUAAAUAUAUAACUAAAUAUAAUUAUUUCAAGGUCAAAUAAGUUGUGAAUGUUGACUGGAUGACUUCCAAAAAAUGAGCUAUAUCGAUUUAAAAUGUUCUGCUUCUGCAGAUUUUGAUUGGUCUUAUCUUGUAAUGUUGUCUUUUCAGCAUGCGCCAAGUUGGUUAUUAUGUGUGAUCUCUUCUCUAAACGAAAGUACGAGUUAUCCAGAGAAGAGCGUUAUGAAAUUAUGAAAUAUGUUAAAUCUAGGUAAGUUAACAUUAACUAAAAUAUAUAUACUACUUUUUUUUCCUGUAACAAAGUGAAAAAGUAGAUAUGUUAAAAUAUUGAACAAAUCAUCAUAUGAUUUUAGCAAUAUUUUUAUUCAGGAGCUUAUCUACUGAUGAUUUAAAUGGCAAGUUUCAUAUUCUGAAGUUGUACAAAUAACUUACAUACAUUACAAGUAGGGAGGAUUUCCCGGUUAGCUAUACUCUCGUGUACAUGGCAAAUAUCAAAGUACUUGCAAUAACCCACCAAACAAUGGAGGCAGCAGUGUGUGAACUUCCCAUCUACUCAGGUUACUUGACAAAACGUGUAUUCCAGGAAAGCACAUUAUAAGAGUCCCAAAUAGUGCUAACUUCUGGAAUGUUUUUUUUUUUAAAUGCAGCAAUGCUUACAUACCUAGAGAACUAGUAUCAUAGAUUUCCUUUUACUUGAAUAAUCUCCCUUGUAUUAUUGUGCUGUUGAAACUCACAUUUAUUUCGGUUGUCAUAAUGACAAUUUAGAGUACAGACAAAUAUGAUAUAUAUAUAUAUUUAUUUUUGCAUUUUUUAAUAGGAUUCCUGUAUUUAUGAAGCAACUGCUGACACUUUUAACUACAAUCAAGGCUCAUCUCCAGGCUUUGACCCAACCUCAGAGAAUGGACAUAUCAGCUUACCUAGUACCAGAGGUAAAUAACAAGAUCGGCACAUUGAUAUAAAACCUCUUUUAUUUAACAUUCACCCUUGUGCCUGUGGGUUCACACACCCCCCCCCCCACCCCACCCCAGCGGUUACCAAAUCUAAAGAUCACUAAUUCAGUCAUUAUUGUCACUUAAGAAGUUCAUGCAUGACUGAUUUCUACGCUGGUGAAACACUUGAGAUGUCUUACGUUUAAAUUAUUAUAAUUGUAACAUGUUGUCUUUGUUUCAAUAUGUAAUUAUUUAGGUGCUGGAAAUGACUUUGUACAAUGUAAUAACAAAUAUUUUCUUAUCUUAAUUUUCAUUAAUCCGUCAAUUCAGUGAGGCUGCAAAUGUUUAAUUUAAAUAAGACGAGUCGAUGUUUCAUUUAUCUAAGUGUUUUUAUUGAAUAUAGGUCUCAUUUUUUUGUUUUGUUUACAGAUGGAGACCAUCUUAGACACCAUGUCAAGGUUUGCCAGUGAAACCAAAUCAGCCUUAGAGCAAGCCAUCACCACCAGCAAUGAGAAAGUCCAGAUCGAGAAAGGAGAAAAAACAGACAAGCCCAAGAAAAGUGGCGUGGGGGAUGCCCUGGGGCGAACGCUCAAACAUGUAAGUUGGGGAUGCCCUGGGGCAAAUUCUCAAACAUGUAAGUUGGGGAGGCCCUGGGGCAAAUGCUCAAAUAUGUAAGUUGGGGAUGCCCUGGGGCGAAUGCUCAAACAUGUAAGUUGGGGAUGCCCUGGGGGCAAAUGCUCAAACAUGUAAGUUGGGGUUGCCCUGGGGCAAAUAGACAUGUAAGUUGGGGAAUGCAUGUAUUUUUUAAUUUAUUUGUAAGUAGUUUUACUGCCCCUUUGAAUUUGAAUUAGAUAUGUGUUUUAUUUCUGUAUCAUUACUUUAUAUGUGUCUUAUUUCUGUAUCAUUACUUUAUAUGUGCUUUAUUUCUGUACCAUUACUUUUUAUGUGUCUUAUUUCUGUAUCAUUUCUUUGUUUGCAAAUUUCCAGGCUCUGCAUUUAAAGGAGUUGAAGAAGCUGAAACAUUUCCAUGAAAGAACCACCUCCAGUUUCUUACAUUUACGUCAGAAGAGGUGAGGGCUGUCACAAUGGGGCAGAAUGAUUGCCACGGAACAUUUUCACAAACACUACAGAUUUUUCACACAGUUAUUCUAUUUCAAGGGAAUUCUUUUAUUUAGACUUGUAAACUUUACAUUGUCCUAAAUGUGUUGAUGUAUUUAAAAAAAAUUUAUUCAGUUUUAAACUGGUUGUAAAAUGUAAUGCAAAUUUAUGUAUAAAUUUUUAAAUUUUUUUUUAAUUUUUACAAAAUUACAGUCUUAGAGCUUUUGGUCCACAGUUGUUGUAUAUUCUAAGGCGGGUGGCCAGUUGUGGAGCUUAUGGUCCACAGUUUUGGCUGACAGCCAGUUGUGGUGUUUAAGAACUUCAUGCAUAAAGAAAAUACAAUCCUUCCUAUUGGAAUAAUAUUUUUGUUUCUUAUCAUCAGAGAAAAUUUCAACAUGAAGAGUCAGCCAGACAAAGUGAGAUCUGUGUCACAGUCUCUGGUUAACUUAGUAGAUGAGGUGAGAUCAGUUGCUAACUUUAGUUGAGGAACAUUAAGUUGACAAGAUUUUGACCGUCUAUUGUUGAUGUUUGACUUGGGGGGUAAACUUAGUCUUAGGUAAAUUUUUUGAUGGAUUCUCACAGCUGAGUUCACCAUAUGAUCGAUGGAUUAUCACAGCUGAGUUCACCAUUUGAUCGAUGGAUUCUCACAGCUGAGUUCACCAUUUGAUCAAUGGAUUCUCACAGUUGAGUUCACCAUUUGAUAGAUGGAUUCUCACAGCUGAGUUCACCAUUUGAUGGAUGGAUUCUCUCAGUUGAGUUCACCAUUUGAUCGAUGGAUUCUCACAGUUGAGUUCACUAUUUGAUUGAUGGAUUCUCACAGUUGAGUUCACCAUUUGAUUGAUGGAUUCUCACAGUUGAGUUCACCAUUUGAUUGAUGGAUUCUCACAGUUAAGAUCACCAUUUGAUUGAUGGUUCACAUUUUUGUCACCAGUUUCCAUCAUUCGUGAUACGACUGAGGGAGAUCAUUGUAGCCUUGGACGAGAAGGUGACUUGGAAGGAGUGGAAGUACCUCUUUAAAAUGGCCACCUCCAAAGUGGUAAGUAGCAUGCUUGCAGUGCAUUAACUUAUGAACCGACAAUACCGUUUGUUGAAAUUUUGCAUUGUCUGCAACGUGAUGAUGGCUGAAUUAACGAGGCGAGCUCAUCAUACGUUGUUAGGUCAGACGACACAGCUGCAGGUGGUGCCUGGUAAAAGAGGAGUGCUGCACAGUGAAGGGAUGUAAACAUGAGACGACGCAGCCCCAGUAGGAUAUUAAAAAUGGUUUCUAAACAUUUUGUGCAAUUUGGCUUCCUAAACACACAAAAAUAUCUUUUUAAUAUAGUUAUUUUACUUAGGCAUGAUGUUGAAAAUAAUAUACAAAGAGUUGUUACUACUAACAAAAGAAAACAACAUAAAAAUUGGACACCAGGUCAAAUCGUACACAACCAAAAAUAUGAGUACGUUAUAAACAAGAUUUUUUCCUUCUAUGUUUGGCAUGCAUUAUGCUUAGAAAAAAAUUAUUUCAGUCCUGGGGUCUAGCUAAAGUUCAGUCCAAUCGUUCAGCCCUGCAGCCAAUGAUUGACGAAAUGUGUGAUAUCGUACGAAGUGAGCAGUUCGUAGCCUCGCUGGUGACAUUAGGUCUGAAAUCUCCCAUUGAAACUUCAUCACAAAGUGCACCUGGGAAGGACUCUCUCUUCACGGCUGUGGCUGGAAACAAGGCAACCAAAUAUGCCCAGGUAAGCAACAGCCUGUUCUUUUUUUAAGAACAUUACUUUAUUUCGUGCCAUUUAAAAAUGCAGUUGCUGUUAUUAUUUGAUGAAGAUGCUGUUUAAUGGGCACUGUGUCGUGUUGGAAGAUCUGCCACUCAUGUUUUGCCUCUGUACCUGAUGCAAUGCUAAUGUUCUGCAUAUCUGUUUCUUGUGUGUCCUACAGCUGAGCACCUGAUGCAAUGCUAAUGUUGUGCACAUCUGUUUCUUGUGUGUCCUACAGCUGAGCACCUGAUGCAAUGCUAAUAUUCUGCAUAUCUGUUUCUUGUGUGUCCUACAGCUGAGCUGUGUUGAUUCAUUGUGUGUCUCUCCCAACGCCGGCCUCAGCUGUACAGCAAAGAGGGCACUGGAGCUGUUCAGACACAGUCAUAACACGGACAUGAUGUUUGAGGUCAUAAGCAUACAAGGUGAGACGGACCAUUCCGGCUAACUUACACAUUUCUGUACACUAAUCCAUGUUAGCAUUUUUAAAACAGACCUAUGGAAUACGUCAUAUAGACUAUACGAGAUAUAUUGUCAAUGCAUAACUUAGACAUGCCCUCUUGACCCCCUGAAAUGGCUUAAUAGUCCAAAAAUGUAUCACAAUGUAUGUAUCAUAUCACAACAUAUCACAUAUCACAACAUAUCACAUCAUAUCACAACAUAUCAUAACAGGGUAUAAUGAGCCAUGGUAGUAAGCAGAGAAGGUCAUAGCAAACACCAUGAUAAAUUGAAAAAAUAUUUACAAUUUCUUGUGAAUGUUUCUACAUAAAUCUGUACACCAUCCACAUUCUCUUUCCUAAAUAAACUCAGACAUUCAACAGAUCAGUAAAUACAUUCCCAACCCGUAUCUUCUAUAGUGAUCCAUUUUCCCAUCAUUCGAUGUUUAUUGAAAAAAAUUCUGAAACACUGUUGAAGUGUUGAUGUGAACGAAAACUGGCCAAGUGAUACUUGUGUAACGAUACUUCGAUACUUCCGUGUGGUCCUUUUCAGAGGGAGGAGACAUCAUCAUUGAUCACACAGCGAGUUUAGCCGAGGGCUGCGCCGGGGCUGAGACCGUCAGGGGUGGGGGCGACGGGGAGGAGAGGGAUGUGGAGAUCCAUGAGAUCAAAGCACACCGCGUGCUGGUGGCUGCCAGGUGCGACUGGUUCCGGAAAGCCUUACUCAGCGGAAUGAAGGAGGCCAUAGACAGGUGAGAAUACGUGGGUGAGAGUUCUGGUAUCAAGUGCCGAGGGUUUCCAUCACUGUGUGAGGGAGCUCUUUUAUUGUGGAAAGAGUACCUAUAUAACGAGGGUAAGAUAUCUUCGAUUAGAGAUGAGACCAGGCCGACGUGCCUGCUGUCAUGUGAGAUUGAUUCUGUUUGGCAGAUGAUUUUACUUGCUAAAUGGUUAUGUUGCUGUAUGGUACUUGCUAAAUGGUUGGGUUGCUGCGUGGUACUUGCUAAAUGGUUGUGUAGCUGUAUGGUACUUGCUGAAUGGUUGUGUUGCUGUAUGGUACUUGCUGAAUGUUUGUGUUGCUGUAUGGUACUUGCUGAAUCGUUGUGUUGCUGUAUGGUACUUGCUGAAUCGUUGUGUUGCUGUAUGGUACUUGCUGAAUCGUUGUGUUACUGGGAUCUUAAUUCUCUGGCUAUUGGUUUCUCAUCUUCCUCAGGAAAAUUGUUGUUCACGACACUAACCCAGAAUUGUUUACAAGAUUUUUAGAAGCCUUAUACUCAGGACACUUGGACACCAGCAGUUUGAACGCAGAACAGUUGGCUGAUAUGAUGACACUCUGUGAUAGAUAUGAGGUACAAACCAUUGUGGCUGUAGCAAACAAGAGGUUAUUGACAUAUAAAAAAAACUAACUAAAUUCAUGUCUUAGUGAACUAAAAAAUAAAACAAACAAUGUGUAAAAAUUGUUUGAAUCUAAGGAAAUCUUGGUUUCAAUGUUUGUUUGAACGUUUCAGUAUUUCUGAGCCAAACUUUCUUUAGGUUCCACUUAGGUUCCAUCAAAUCCUAUAGAGAUGCCAUUUAGUUUAGCUAGCUGGCUUUAUGUUUUAAUCUAUUCAAGUUUGGCAGAUCUUCUGUUGACCAGUUGCACAAUUCUGGAUAAAGAGACAAAAUAUUUUUAAAAACGCAUAACAAUCGAUAUUAACAAUUAUUGUUUUUCCUCCUAAAUUUUAUAUUUCAAUUCGUUGUGAGCAGUAUUCCUUAGAUUAACUUAGUUAAACAACAAGUUGAUAGAAUGGACAAUAAUGACACCCCCUGCCCUUUUCCUAAAAAAAAAAAAUUAUAAUAAUUUAAAAAAACGCUCAUGUCUGCUCUUCGCUGGUGAAACAGAAAUUGCAUGUUGUCGCGAAGCGUUUCUUCUGUAUGGUCAAGUCUUUCACUGCACUCCGUUCAGCAGCACACCAUACACAAACAGUCACCAAUGCAACAAACAGCAACCGGUUUGUUGUAAACGAAAGUUUAUUUAUCACUACUCGAUGAACAAGACUUGAUGUAUAAUUUCAGAAUUUGAUAAUAAAUCACUCCAACCAAAUAUUAAUCAACAUACCAAUCCAAACACUUCUGCCAGUAUAUUCCCCAUCAAUUCUCUCAGCACAACAAUUAACAGUAUUCAAUCCACAACAGUCAAUGUAGCACAUCCGCCAUCACUCUUCUCUAACCACAACGAAAACUAACGCGUCACUUCCCAUUACACAAUUACGUCACAACACUCUCACACAAACGAUACGGCUGCACAUACAAUCUCUAACGAACAUCUUUUCCCUAUCAAACAUGACAACAACGCUCUACACAUAACAACAGUGAUUCUCAUACCCUCGACACAUGUCUUGAAUUGAUUGUUUAUUUCAGAUGGACAGCCUGAAACUGGUCUGUGAACAUGAGCUCAAGUCUCACUUAGAUGAGGACAACGCCUUGUGCCUUUUAAAUCUUGCUGACCACCUCAAUAGUAGAAACCUCAGGGUAAUUGUUUACUGUGUUUAGAUCAAUUUUUCACAUUGUACACUGGUGUGGGAGUAGGCUGUGAGAAAUAAUGUACGACCCUAGUGCUGCAUGCAGCUUGCCAUCUUUGGCUUCUUUUAAAGAAAAAAAUAAAAGAUUGUCUUUUAUCAGAAUAAGUAACUGCUACCUGAAAGUUUCUAGUUAAACUACUAAAUUUGUGGGUUUUUUUUUAUAGAAUAACAAAACUUAUCUUUCCAUUUACUUGGAAACUUUACAUAAAAGAAAUAUUUAGAUUAAGCUUUUUAUCUCGGAAUCUUCAAUGUGCAAUAUUGCUAACUAUGGCCAUUGUCUUCCAGGACUCUGCACUGAAUUAUGUGUUAGAGCAUCAAGAUUUGACAUUCAGUGACAUAUACGAUGACCUACCUGACCACUUGAAGGAUGAAGUACAAGAUGCCAUCGUGUGGCACGGGUAGGUCCGUUGAUCAGUCUCAGUGGUUAAAUCGAUCACAUUUUCAUUGAUGGUGUUGUCCGGUCUAGUUAAACUAUGCCCCUUAAAAAUCAAAAACAUUUAAAAGAAGUUUUCUGUCAAAUAUCUGGCUUAUCUGUCAAUGUUGGAGACUUCAGAAGUCCCCUCAUGCCAGUCUGUAUAAAUACUUCACAAGUCCCCUCAUGCCAGUCUGUAUACACACUUCACAAUUCACCUCAUUCCAGUCUGUAUACACACUUCACAAUUCACCUCAUGCCAGUCUGUAUACACACUUCACAAGUCCCCUCAUGCCAGUCUGUAUACACCAUGUGAUGCAUUACAUUUUUUGACAUGAAACGAAAUUGUUCCCCCCCCCCCCAGGCUGGCACCCAGGAACCCACCCACUCGAGGACANGUAAGGAACAUCAAAAACUAGGUCCACACACAAGGCUGUAACAGUAAGGAACAUCAAAAACUAGGUCCACACACAAGGCUGUAACAGUAAGGAACAUCAAAAACUAGGUCCACACACAAGGCUGUAACAGUAAGGAACAUCAAAAACUAGGUCCACACACAAGGCUGUAACAGUAAGGAACAUCAAAAACUAGGUCCACACACAAGGCUGUAACAGUAAGGAACAUCAAAAACUAGGUCCACACACAAGGCUGUAACAGUAAGGAACAUCAAAAACUAGGUCCACACACAAGGCUGUAACAGUAAGGAACAUCAAAAACUAGGUCCACACACAAGGCUGUAACAGUAAGGAACAUCAAAAACUAGGUCCACACACAAGGCUGUAACAGUAAGGAACAUCAAAAACUAGGUCCACACACAAGGCUGUAACAGUAAGGAACAUCAAAAACUAGGUCCACACACAAGGCUGUAACAGUAAGGAACAUCAAAAACUAGGUCCACACACAAGGCUGUAACAGUAAGGAACAUCAAAAACUAGGUCCACACACAAGGCUGUAACAGUAAGGAACAUCAAAAACUAGGUCCACACACAAGGCUGUAACAGUAAGGAACAUCAAAAACUAGGUCCACACACAAGGCUGUAACAGUAAGGAACAUCAAAAACUAGGUCCACACACAAGGCUGUAACAGUAAGGAACAUCAAAAACUAGGUCCACACACAAGGCUGUAACAGUAAGGAACAUCAAAAACUAGGUCCACACACAAGGCUGUAACAGUAAGGAACAUCAAAAACUAGGUCCACACACAAGGCUGUAACAGUAAGGAACAUCAAAAACUAGGUCCACACACAAGGCUGUAACAGUAAGGAACAUCAAAAACUAGGUCCACACACAAGGCUGUAACAGUAAGGAACAUCAAAAACUAGGUCCACACACAAGGCUGUAACAGUAAGGAACAUCAAAAACUAGGUCCACACACAAGGCUGUAACAGUAAGGAAAAUCUGGUGGUCUGUUCAUCCUCUUUUUUUUCCCUCUUAUUUUUUAUCUUUGUCUAUGCGUUACUUGGUUGGCUAUCAUUAUUAAAAUUCACUUUAUGUUAAUGUAUAUUAUUGGCUGAUUUAUUUUUCCGUCAAACGUUUUACUUCGUGUGUUUCAUUUGUUUUGUUCAAUUGCACGCAGCUUUAAUUAAGUAUAUGAAUUAUUUAAAAAUUAAAAAAUUAUAAUGAUAGAACGUUAAAAAAACCACUGACAUUUGUUUAUAUUUUUAUUUCUAAUCAUCGGACUGUGGUCAUUAGACUGUUUUCAUUAGUGGUCAUUCGUCAGUGAUCUGCAUUUUUGUGUGUUGGGGGAAUCUGCAUAAAUUUAUAACUUCAAAGCAGGGAAUUAUUUUUAUCUUAAUUUUAAUCUAUGGAAUAUUGUUCCUUGUCCGUGACACAAACCCCAUCCCUUUACAUUUUAAUCUUCUACUGCACAAUAAAUACCCUCUAAUCCAAAGCAAAAUAUUUGUAACAGUUAAAGUUAUGCCAGGCCUGCUCUGUCAACUCCUAUGUUCUACUGGGUUGAUUCAUUCCUCAAGUUCUUUCACACGUUUUAAUGAGUCGUACUAUUCUAACUAUCACUGAAUAAACUCAAGUCCUUUUCAUAAUAAUUAUAACUUUAAUAUCUAAUUAUAAACACAUGCAUAUAGCGCAGUUCGCUGUCAGACAUAAAUAAAACACAUCCUACUUCUACAAAGUUCUAUUCACGACAAUGUGUCACAAUCAGCAUAAAAAUAUGUCACUCAGUCAAGCGGGGGAAGAGCAUUCACUAACUUAUAAAACACUCAAACACACACCUCGCCUAAUAGAAACAUAAUAUUCAGUAGAAACAAUUAUCAAUGAACUCCCAUACUCGACAUGCUCAAAACACUCAACUCUCUCUGCUUUGUUUAAAAAAAAUCUUUGUUCAUCCUACCUGCAGGGCUUGGACCUGUCGACUUCCAGUUCAUCCGAUGACCUACCAUUUGUUGAAGAUGCCGCCAGACUUGAGUCUUGCAUCCGGGAUCUUUUGGAUAUUGUAGGUGACACCGUGCCACGGGAUGAACUCACCCGGAUAGCCCUGGCUGCCGACUAUGAUACCAACAGAGCCCUCAAUUUUUUCUUCUCCUCGUAGCAAAAACCAUAAAUUUAGCUGUCAUGUUUGCUGCCACAAUUUCAGACAGAUAUCUCUUAGCACACAUUUUAUUGAAGAGUUUUGAUUUAUUUUUUUAGAUAGACUAAAUAUAACCAUUAACGCCUGCAUUAUGGGCAUUAUUUCAAUGUGUGUUAGUUAAUUAAUAUUAUUCCCCCGAGAUUGAACAGCCUCUUAGUUUGACUCAUGUUGAAAUAUGCUUGACGGAUGUAAUUAGUUUUUCAAAGACUCUUUAUGGAUUGACAGUUUGGUUUUAAAAAAUACUUUUUUUAUAUUUUUUUUAGAGGAUUUCUCUACAGCAAAUUAAAAAGAAACAAGUGAAAUUAACAGAAACUUUUACAGUUUUAUUUACAUUUAAGGGCAAAAGCACUAGAGCAACGUAAAUUUUUUAAUGGAAUACCUGUAAAUGAGUAAAUAUUUGCUCUCUGCUUAAAGAGGGAUCAAUAGAUAAACAUUUUUGAUUUGGUAGGUUUUCUUUGUCCACAUAAGUAUUUCUAAAGUGGACAUGAGUUUUCACAUCCUAGAUGUUCUUGCAGUCUUGUUUCAAAACACCAUUUCCUGCACUUGACCUUUGCCAUUAGCAGAAAGUUUCAAAGAAAAAAAAAACCCUUUUAACUUCAACUUAUACUAUUGCUGCUCUGAAUUUUCCCGUCAGAAUGAUGUAACUCUUUUGUCAUACGAAAAUGCAUCAUUGCAUGUGAAUAUCUGAUAAGCAUUGAAGUGAACCUUUUGAUCAGUCAGAUUUUUUUGUUCCUAUAUGAUGAAACUUGAGUAUGGACAACACUUUUUACAACAACAGUUCAACUCUGCCUUCAACAUCAAAUGAUUUGUGUCCUGGCCAAAAGGAAUCUUUUGAAAAUUCUGCUGUGUAUUUUUAUUUUGGUGAACUGGGCUCAGAGGCGUAGCGAGGGGGGGCAGGGGGGGACAGAUGUCCCCGGGCGCCAGCUAGUUAGGGGCGCCAAAAUGUGCUUUGAUAUUAUAUGAUUGGUAAAAAUAAUGGGUUUG
This is a messenger RNA of Lymnaea stagnalis (great pond snail), 17211 nucleotides long. The record is from the annotation of a GenBank genome assembly. Lineage: Eukaryota; Metazoa; Mollusca; Gastropoda; Lymnaeidae.